AUGUUUGUUGCGGCAAUCUUGAGCUUGCUGUUGCUUGAUAUUGGAAACAUUUCUGCAAACCAAUGUUCCCAGAAGAGAUACGACGCAAUCAUAAAAGGAGGUCCAUCAUUGCCUGCGGAUGAAAUAAUAUCAAGACACAAUAUUACGUCUUCGUUUGUCAUGUUCGAGUGUCACAAUCACUGCAAAGACAAACUCAAAUGUGUUGGAUUCAACUACAGAACAACAAAAAAUGUUGAGAAUUGCCAACUGACUAGCGUUAUUAGAAAGAAAGAAGAAAUGAAAACAGGAGAUUGGAUGUUGAUGCAAGAUGAUGAAGCGGCAAAGAGUGAGGUUGAAAAAGAAAAGGCUACCAGGAAAUCAGAUCUCCACUGCGCUGAUUUGUAUGAAAAAGGAAAUACUCAAAGUGGAAUUUAUGAAAUCAAUCCUGAUGGAAAGGGAAGUUUCAAAGUGUUUUGUGAUAUGACAACAUCGGGUGGAGGAUGGAGUGUAUUUCAACGACGUUUUGAUGGAAGUGUUGACUUCAACCGAGGAUUGAAAGAUUACAAACAAGGUUUUGGUAACUUGAGCGGAGAAUAUUGGCUUGGACUUGAUAAAAUACACAGGAUGACAAAUAUUUCACAAAAUGAACUUCGUAUCGACAUGGAAGAUACAUCUGGGAACACCAGAUACGCUCAUUAUGAUUCGUUUAAUGUCAGCAGCGAAAAUGAGAAGUACAAGUUGAAUAUUGAAGGUUAUAAUGGUAAGCAUUUUAUAUUAAACUGA
Molecule: messenger RNA, 762 nt
Organism: Dendronephthya gigantea
Lineage: Eukaryota; Metazoa; Cnidaria; Anthozoa; Malacalcyonacea; Nephtheidae
Product: ficolin-1-like
Exons: 4
Coding region: 1-762 (253 amino acids)
Source: RefSeq, a predicted model, not a curated record